AUGGCAUUGGCGUUAUCAGAGCCAGCGUUCGCCAACGAUGACUACCCGUCGGACUUCCCUCCCGUUUCAGACUCCAAUGACCAUCUCGCUGUUGACACGGAACAGUUUUGUUCUGACCCCCUCUUCGACGCGGCCUCCAAGGUUGCUCUAGAAGUUGCAGCCCUUGCGGCGGAGUUCUCCGCUGGAUAUUCUACUGCACCAACCGAGCAAACCAACCCACCCGCCUCGCCAAAAAUCUUAGCGUCACAAGUAGCCACCGCUCAGCAAGCCGCCGCUGCACAGCAACUUGCCACUGCACAACAAGCCGCCUCUGCUCAGCAACUCGCCACUGCCCAGCACGCCGCCACUGCUCAGCAUGCCGCCUCUGCUCAGUAUGCCGCCUCUGCUCAGCAUGCCGCCUCUGCUCAGCAACUCGUCACUGCCCAGCACGCCGCCACUGCUCAGCAUGCCGCCUCUGCUCUGUAUGCCGCCACUGCCCAGCACGCCGCCUCUGCUCAGCAACUCGCCACUGCUCAGCAUGCCGCCUCUGCUCAGCAUGCCGCCUCUACUCAGCAUGCCGCCUCUGCUCAGCAUGCCGCCUCUGCUCAGCAACUCGCCCAGCAAGCCGCCGCCCAGCAGGCCGCAGCCCAGCAAGCCGCCGCCCAGCAAGCCGCCGCCCAGCAAGCCGCCGCCCAGCAGGCCGCCGCACAGCAGGCCGCAGCCCAGCAUGCCGCCACACAGCAAGCCGCAGCCCAACAGGUCGCCGCCCAACAAGCCGCCGCCCAGCAGGCCGCCGCACAGCAGGCCGCAGCCCAGCAGGCCGCCGCACAGCAAGCCGCCGCCGAGCAGGUCGCCACCCAGCAGGCUUUACAAACUGCCGCCACUGCAAACGCUCAACAAACAGCCACUAUCAAUCUUGCAGUUGCCUCCGCAAGUGCAUCCACCGAUUCAACUCAGAAAUGGUAUUAUGUUACACGUUUUCAACCACACGAAAAAUCUGCCAAUAUCAUCAGGUAUAUACAAAGCAAAACAAACUGUGACCCAGACCAGAUAGUAUGUAACAAGCUCGUAAGCAACAACAAAUCAAACGGUAGGCCUUUGUCAUUUUUGUCGUUCAAAAUAACCGUGCCAGAUUCGAUUGAAACCAUUGUAAACACACACACUUUUUGGCCUGAUGGCGUAACUAUUCAACCGUUCACGGAAAACCGCACGCGUGCAAUCGCCAGUACCAAAUCCAAAUCUAACGGCCCUCCUCGUACACGAUCGACCGUUCCCUCUCGAGAUCGAGAUGUCCUACCAAGUGCAGUACCGAACACACGAAAUACCAAUCUACCACCCUUCCACGGCCAGACUCCUUUUCCAUCGGGCUUCCGCUUGCCGCAUCCUCCGUUGCCACCAUACCUGACACCAUUCCCGAUGAUACCGCAGUACCAGUUGUACCCAAACCUACGGAACGAGUUAAGGUCCCUCCAGCCCUAGAAACGAAUCUGCUCCUUUUUUUACCAGAACAUUGGUGGCUUAAACACUACAAUCGCUCAGCACUCA
Molecule: messenger RNA, 1524 nt
Organism: Culex quinquefasciatus (southern house mosquito)
Lineage: Eukaryota; Metazoa; Arthropoda; Insecta; Diptera; Culicidae
Product: talin-1-like
Exons: 2
Coding region: 1-1458 (485 amino acids)
Source: RefSeq, a predicted model, not a curated record